Photinus pyralis (common eastern firefly) is the source of this 741-nucleotide messenger RNA. RefSeq lists its product as uncharacterized. The transcript is spliced from 2 exons. The coding region runs from base 63 to 608 and encodes 181 amino acids. NCBI's taxonomy places the organism in Eukaryota, Metazoa, Arthropoda, Insecta, Coleoptera, Lampyridae. The record is from RefSeq and is a predicted model, not a curated record.
AGCCGAGUAGUAUAAAAGCUGGAGGGAACCAAGUGUUUGUGUUAUUCCAAAUACCUAGCAUCAUGAGGUAUCUAGUAUUUGUAGUAUGCGUUGCUUUGCAAAUAAUCAACUCCGAAAGUCAACAGUUACCUGGAAAUGGCACGAAUACACGCGAUGAAAAUGAAAAUACAACCGACGCGAUUAGAUUUCUCGUUGGUGUGCUGAGAUGCUUAUUAGGGAGUGUUCGAGAUAUCGCGGUCCAAGACUUACCGCCAAUCGUCACGGCACUAGGAUCUGCGUUAAGUCGACUCAAUCUGUGCACCGAUGUUCCCAUUGUCAACCGGGACAGGGGCGAACUAAUACAACUGUUGCGAUGCCUGAUAGACAGAUUAGGAACGGUAUCGCGUGAGGACCUUGUCAAAAUUGUCCGGGAACUGGAUCCGAUCUUAAACAAACUCUCAGUUGGCUUGAGUUGUGUUCAACACCGUUUAAACUCCCUUUGUGGCACUGGCAGCAGAUGUGUUUUGCAACUACUCGGUCUUUCUUGUACCACACUGUCUCUACUGGAGGUAGUUAACGCUAUCCUUUCUGGAACUGUGCGAUUGGUGUGUUCCCUAAAUUUAGUAUAAGUGUAGCCCGGCAAUAGAAUCGAUUUGAUGUGACAUUUUGCUACUGUUUAAAUGGUAAUCUGCUGCCUACAAUGUGUCAUGGUGCUGGAUAAAAAUGUGUUUUAACAAAUAUAUACACAUUUCCUUACUGCAA